Molecule: messenger RNA, 360 nt
Organism: Pipistrellus nathusii (Nathusius's pipistrelle)
Lineage: Eukaryota; Metazoa; Chordata; Mammalia; Chiroptera; Vespertilionidae
Source: the annotation of a GenBank genome assembly
AUGUGCUCUUUUCCUCAUGUCCCUAGAUCAUGGCUCAUCCCCUGUGCUGCGGGCCCUUGCUUUCCUCCUGAAGUAGCUCUGGCUGCAGGAUUUCUGUCUGCAGGUGCUCCACAUGUGACUGCCAGGCAGGCUCCCAGUGGUGAGAAGUGGGACAGGCUGUCGGGUGAAAUACAAGCCACUGCCCGCAAGGUUCCGAUCCAUCAUCCCUUGGAGCAGUGUUGCCCUCUGGGGCUGGAGCCCACGCACAUGCUGAAGGGAGCACGGUCAGCAGUAAGCCCGGUGAGCCCAGCUGCACCAGCAGACGGCUCUGCCGGCCUCCUGAGACCAGGGCAGCCUGGUGGUCUCCACGUGGAGGAGUGA